AUGGGAAUGUGCCCUAGUGAGGAUGCAAAUGUGUCUAGAGCGGUUAAUUCUGUUAUCGGGGCCAAGACUAGUACAAGGAGGUCCCGUGAGAACCCGCGUCAACCAAGAUCACUUUUCAACUUCGACCCUAUCAGCCAAGCACCUUUUGAAGAAACCAACCUAAGCACAAUGAAGACCAUCCACGCUCUUGGCACUACUGUCAGCACCCUCGCGGAAGUCUCAACGACCCAUGCUGCCAUCGUAACGACACCUGCCGAGAUCGACGCCUUCUACGAUAAGGCCGCCACGAAUUGCACUGGCGUCUCGGUGUUCGUCCGCAUCUUCGCUACUUGUGGCACUGAGAGAACCGAAGACGAGGCCGUCUAUGACGAGAAAGAUGCAAGCAAGACCAUGUUCUGCGUCCCCAACCGGGCCAAGUACCUCGGAGAGGCUAACCUUGAUGAAGACGGGACCGUGACCAUCUACGAUAGCUGCAACACUUCUGCCACACCACACCGCCAGCAACCCGCUUCGAGCUUCGACACCGGCGAGUGCAUUGUCGAUGCUGACGGCGAAUCCAGCGCAAAAUAUUAUUCGGUCGGCCAGCUGAAGCCCACAGCAAGUGCGAGCGCAACUGGGGACGUGAGUGGGUCGACCUCAACCAGCGCUGCGGGCACGCCUUCCACCACGACUUCAGCUCCGGUGACAACCUCAACAGGAUCGACUUCGUCGGCCACGUCGGCUCCGGUUCUUUGCUCGAUUGCAUUUUUACUUGUCAGCACGGCGCUGUCGGUUGUAGUGGCAGUUUGA
Molecule: messenger RNA, 789 nt
Organism: Phytophthora sojae
Lineage: Eukaryota; Oomycota; Peronosporomycetes; Peronosporales; Peronosporaceae
Exons: 3
Coding region: 1-789 (262 amino acids)
Source: RefSeq, a predicted model, not a curated record